Messenger RNA from Necator americanus (New World hookworm), 687 nucleotides. RefSeq lists its product as uncharacterized. The coding region runs from base 1 to 687 and encodes 228 amino acids. The transcript is spliced from 6 exons. The record is from RefSeq and is a predicted model, not a curated record. Lineage: Eukaryota; Metazoa; Nematoda; Chromadorea; Rhabditida; Ancylostomatidae.
AUGACAAGAAUGACGAUGCUCGCCCGAGGAUAUGUGUACUGGACGAACAUCCACAGGGACAUCGAAGAAACUGUACGCCACUGCCGCAACUGUCAGGAAGCUGCGAAGAUGCCAAAGAAGACAGUUCUCAUUUCUUGGACCUCUGAGAAGAAACCGUUAGACAGAAUUCAUAUCGACUAUGCAGGACCACUGAAUGAAUGCGGUGAAAACUGGGACAAUGGGGUUGCUGAUGACGCUGAUCACAGUUGUAUGCGACCGGGUGAGUAUAAGCGCCUCCUUGCUACAGGAUGGGGGAAAUCUGGCGAAAACUAUGCAAAACCAGCUACAAAAAUGAUUGAACUGCAAUAUGACAAGGCUCUUGAAGACAAAACUGUAACGAAGAUUAAGAACUGCGCCUCAAGUUCAAGCAGUGCAAUCGGAGAAAACUUCUGGAGCAAAGAAGUCACCGCAACCAACAAUAUUGGUGAAGACGGCAUUGAAAAGAUAGCUUAUGAUGGAGCCACCAAGGUUGGUUGUGCUAUAGAUUUUGGAGCAGCUUGCCCGAAACUCGGAAAACUAUAUAUUAUGUCACCUGCAAUUGAUGAUGUCAUCUACGAAGCUGGGAAUGAAGCAUGUGCGAAGUGCGCUAGCACCGGUACCACUCCGGUGUGCUCCCCGAUAGGUGGAUUGUGCGUCGCAGCAUCGUAA